Molecule: messenger RNA, 2307 nt
Organism: Xenia sp. Carnegie-2017
Lineage: Eukaryota; Metazoa; Cnidaria; Anthozoa; Malacalcyonacea; Xeniidae
Product: RNA polymerase II elongation factor ELL2-like
Exons: 15
Coding region: 114-1676 (520 amino acids)
Biological process (GO): transcription elongation by RNA polymerase II; positive regulation of transcription elongation by RNA polymerase II; snRNA transcription by RNA polymerase II
Cellular component (GO): transcription elongation factor complex
Molecular function (GO): cis-regulatory region sequence-specific DNA binding
Source: RefSeq, a predicted model, not a curated record
GAGCGAGGACCGAGAUAUUAUUCCAAGGCAAAUGGCAAAGCUUCGGUAGAAUUUUCUUUCGGAAAAAAUUUUGACCUAGUUCGUCUCACCUCGAGAACAGACGGGGCAGCGAUAUGGCCGUGUGUUUAGAGAGUGGGUCAAGCUAUAACAUUGUAUCGAGAAAUGGUCAGAAAACGAGUAAAUCGUUGUUUCUCGUGAAGCUUACCGAUUCAUGCCUAAAAACACUUAAACAGCUUCAAGAUUCGACGGGAAAACUGAAGGUCACUAAAGGCGGUACUGUAAAGCAACCCUCUAUUCGAUUCAGAAAAUCGGCUAAAGCUGGGACUCUAUUCGUUCCCUCUAAAAAUGGAAGUGACAACGACGGAACGCGGUUCAAUUUCACGUGCUCCAACCUAUUCAUGGCAAACAGCACGAUCGGUCUGGAUUGCUUGCAGCAGAAGAGGGACGAUGGCAAUUUGACGUUGCUAGGAAAUAUCUGCGAGAAGAUUACCAUAAGCGCUAACAAUGACAGUUACGUAGCUACAAAAACUAGAAUGGCCGAGGUGGAGAAAGAGCGCCAAGGAAGCAGAGCUAAAGUGAUUGAACUCUCCAAGAAUGGCGCAGUGAAAAAGACCAAAUGGACUGUGCAACCGAAUGCGAUGCAAAAAAAGUAUCUGCGUAAUGUCAGCAAAUGCAACAAAAACAACCAAAGCUCGAAGGGAUUAAGGGAAAAAGUUAUCCAUUUGCUGGCGUUGAGAUCGUUUAAUAAACUCGAACUGAGAAUGAGAUUGGAGAAAGACGGGGUGAAGCUGAAAGAUGCCAUGAGUGUUUUAACCAAUAUUCUUCAGCAGGUGUCUGUCAUGCAGGAUAACACAUACUCUCUCAACCGUCAUUUGUACAGCGAAGUUCAGGUUGACACUUGGCCUGGAUACAGUGAUGAAGAUCGAGAAGCCGUUCGAAAGAAACUUGUCGCCGAGAUGGGCUCGAGCGUCGACCGACUGUCCCCCGGACCACUAGGAUUGCCGUUACCGGGCAAUGGCUCAAACAAACGGCCACUUGCCGGAAACAAUGCAACGGGUACAAAUCCCGCUGGGAAGAAACCUCGUAUAGCACAUAUCACCGCGACGUCAAAGACCGAGAAGAAAAGAACCGAACCUUCUCCGCCGAAGCUUACGUCACAACCGCCUCGGAAUGUCCCAGAGGGACGUGCGAGCCAAGACCAAUACAGACCAGACCACGAAACGGAAAACAAGAAUUCGACCAAAGACAGCACGAAAUUUCACAAAACUGCAAAUGCUACCGAAGAUAACGACGGAAACAACAAUACGUUCUCAUAUUCCAAAACGGAGGCGUCAACGAAAGAAGAUUAUCUUCAGCGGUAUCUCGAGAUUAAAACUUACGAGCAGCGAUGUUCUUAUAAACGAGAUUUUGCCAGAGAAUACACGGAGUUCACCGAAACGAAAGAACGUCUAGACUCCGUCACCAAACAAUUCAACGAACUCAAAGAGCGAUUAAAGAAUUUUCCCGAGGGAAGCAAGGAUGCCGAGGAACUACAGGAGGAAAUAUUUAAAGUAUACGAGGAAAAAAAGGAGGGUUGGACGAGAGAUCGACAGAGACUAAAUUAUCUAUACCCGAAAUUGAGCCACAUCAAGAAACUAGUUAUUCAAUACGACCAAGCUCACAUCGAAGCAUCUUAAAUAGAUACGUCAUGUAAGUGGAGAAGAGAAAUCUUGACAAUUUCCUUUGUUCCCUCCUUCGGUAACGAGACACGUCUCCCACGAGUCAGUAUUUCCCAAAUAUUACGUAAAUUUAUUGUAGGCGGGAGGGGGGGCGUACCCGUUGAGUGAAGUGAUAGUCCGUGUCGGCUUUGGAGGACUGGGGUACAGUCGUUCACAGAUCGCGAAAUUAGUGCAGAAAAGUCUGACGACAUCAAAAUUACAAAUAUCGCAAUAGUUGUAGUUAGGGCUCGUGAUGCGUGGCCACAAUUGGCUUUAAACUUAUAAGCAGAGAUUUGAAAUCUUUUUUCUAGCUUAGAUUUUUCUUUCUUUUUUUUGGCAUUAAAAAUCUACGCUCACAAUGAACGUUGUCCAACGAUGAGCGACAGCCCAUAUAUUCGCAUAACGCUGCGUGAACGUCACGGCUGGGAUAUGGUAAACGGCUGUUGUAUGAACACCUAUCGACUUGGUUUAAUCUGUGUGCUCGGUGUACCUAAUCCGAUCUCGAGAGUCGUAAUCUAGAUUAGUUGAUCUGCUUUUUGUAACUAUGCUUUGCCACUUUGUUGUUACUGUCACUGUGCCAAAUAUGAAUCAAAAUCAAUUGAUACAACUA